AUGUUUAUAUUCUUUGGGCGUCUUAUUGGGGUUAAUGAGUACAGAAUUGGAUUAUUUAUGACACUCACUUUAAUUGGAGAUACAAUAAUUUCAUAUUUUUUAACAUGGAAUGCUGAUAUUAUUGGUCGUAAAAAAGUAAUGAUUAUAGGUUCAUUAAUGAUGUUUUUUUCAGGUUUAGUAUUUAUGAAUUUUACAAAUUAUUAUAUUUUGUUAAUUGCUGCAAUUAUUGGAGUUAUAUCACCACUGGGAGAUGAAACUGGUCCUUUUAAAUCUGUUGAAGAAGCUUCUAUUGCUCAUUUAACACUGUAUGAUGAAAGAGCAGAAGUAUUUGCUAUUUAUGGAGUUUUUGCAACUGCUGGAUCUGCUUUGGGGUCAUUAAUUUGUGGAUUUUUAGUUGAUUUCAUGCAUUUAGAUUUGGAGUGGCCACUCACUAGAAGUUAUCAAUAUAUCUUUAUUAUUUAUUCAAUUAUAGCUUUAAUUAAACUUACUUUGAUGUUGUGUUUAUCAAAAGAAUGUGAAAUUACAGAUGAAUCAACAGAAUUAUUGGAUAGUAAAUUAUCUACUACAACCAAAAAUCAUUUACCAAAAUUACUUGUUAUAUUUAUGUUAGAUUCUUUAGGUUAUGGAUUUAUGCCUUCAGCUUGGAUAGUUUAUUAUUUAAAAUUUAUAUUUGGUUUCACAGCUAAAGGGUUAGGUACUUUAUUUUUUAUUACAAAUCUGGUUGAUGCAAUUUCUUCAAUUCCUUCUGCUUAUUUUGCAAAUGCUUUGGGACCUGUUAAAGCAAUAAUUUUUACACAAGCUCCAUCAGCUUUAUUUUUUGGUAUUAUUGCAUUUUGUCAAAAUUAUAUUUAUGUGGUUAUAUUACUUAUUUUAUUUUAUACUACUUCAACAAUGGAUGUUGUUCCAAGACAGGUAUUACUUACUUCCAUAAUGCCUAAACAUGAAAUCACAAAAGUUAUGGGUAUAGUCAAUAUUGGUAAAACAUUUGCAAGAUGUAUUGGACCAAUUUUUACAGGAAAAUUAGCAGAAUAUAACCAUCUAAGAUAUAGUUUUUUAAUUAGUUCAGGUUGUACAUUACUUGCUGAUGUAAUAUUAGGAAUAAAUUUUUUACAUAUAGAAUUAAAUAAUUAA
Lodderomyces jiufengensis is the source of this 1131-nucleotide messenger RNA. RefSeq lists its product as uncharacterized. Bases 1 to 1131 code for a protein of 376 amino acids. The transcript has 2 exons. Lineage: Eukaryota; Fungi; Ascomycota; Pichiomycetes; Serinales; Debaryomycetaceae. Gene Ontology annotation, cellular component: fungal-type vacuole membrane. Gene Ontology annotation, molecular function: transmembrane transporter activity. Gene Ontology annotation, biological process: transmembrane transport. The record is from RefSeq and is a predicted model, not a curated record.